AUGUCUCAGAGGAGUAAAACGUCUUCUAAGGAAAGCACCUCCUCCGGUCAUCAGUCUUCAUCAGAUGGACCUCCUCUACGCUCUGCUGUUCGAAACUCCUCCAAAGACUCAAAAACUUCAUCAGACCUCAAAGGCUCUGUUAAACGAGGACAACGCGGCAGUAGAUCCCUCAACCAGAAUUCAGCCAUCACCGCCGCAUACACACAAUACCUCAAUGCUCUAUUUGGACAGGACAGAGAUUUACUGCCAGAGGAAUUAGAUGAGCUGCUUAUAGCAUUUAAAGAGUUUGAUUAUGAUCAGGAUGGAUACCUACACUAUAAAGAUGUUGCCGACUGCAUGAGAACUAUGGGAUACAUGCCAACAGAAAUGGAACUGAUUGAAAUCAUUCAGCAAAUCAAAAUGAAAUGGGGAGGACAUGUUGACUUUGAUGAUUUCUGUGAGUUAAUGGGUCCCAGGAUGUUAGCUGAGACUGCACAUAUGGUCGGGCUGAGAGAGCUGCGCUGUGCUUUCAAACAGUUUGAUUCCGAUGGUGAUGGACGGAUCACUUUCGAGGAGUUGAAAGAAUCGACAAAGACGUUGCUCGGGGAAAAACUGAAGAAAGGAGAACUGGAAGAAAUUCUGACAGACAUCGACCUUAAUGGAGAUGGAAAUGUGGACUUUGAUGAGUUUGUAAUGAUGCUGUCUAUUCGGUAGCUGUUUUUCCAUAUUUGAGAGCUGAAUGGAUCAUCAACCCACCUAAGCUGUCA
Paramisgurnus dabryanus is the source of this 746-nucleotide messenger RNA. It is a transcript of the gene cabp4, whose product is annotated as calcium binding protein 4. Gene Ontology annotation, cellular component: cytoplasm. Gene Ontology annotation, molecular function: calcium ion binding; calcium channel regulator activity. Lineage: Eukaryota; Metazoa; Chordata; Actinopteri; Cypriniformes; Cobitidae. The record is from RefSeq and is a predicted model, not a curated record.